Molecule: messenger RNA, 5000 nt
Organism: Hippocampus zosterae (dwarf seahorse)
Lineage: Eukaryota; Metazoa; Chordata; Actinopteri; Syngnathiformes; Syngnathidae
Gene: xkr4
Product: XK related 4
Exons: 4
Coding region: 1020-2903 (627 amino acids)
Biological process (GO): engulfment of apoptotic cell; phosphatidylserine exposure on apoptotic cell surface; apoptotic process involved in development
Cellular component (GO): plasma membrane
Source: RefSeq, a predicted model, not a curated record
GCGCGUCGGCAACAGAGACUCUCCCCGCUUUGCUUUGUCAGCCACGUGGUACAUAUGAAGUGAUCAAUAAAGUCCAUUUUAAAUACCGUAUCUCGUUUUUUUGUGAGAGCUGGCGCUGCGACGCGGCCUUAUGGAUUGGCCUCCCCACCGGGCACAUUUCAACCCCACCUAGCUGCAAUUCAAUACUUUACAUAAAACAGCGAAAAACAGCAUAAGCCCGAGUGGCCUAUUCAUUUACGGUCCUUGACCAACUGCUCGAUGUAAAUGGUCUCUCUCCUUAUUUCUGGAACUUUGUACGAGCACCAUUCAGUUUUUAAUGUUCCGAACAGGCCAAUCUGCAAACUUAAGCUGAGCUCGACAGAAGCUCUAUCUUAUGGAAAUGACAGUUUUCAAGCUCACAAUUGCUAUUAACGUGCUCAUUUGAGCGGCGGGGCGCAUACCGAGAUCCUGUGAUUUCAUUGCCAUGGUUACAGCAUUUCCACUGGUCCCCCUCCCCAUUAUUUCAUUCUGUAACAAAGCUUCAGUAAGCACACAAACUGGAAGGGAGGGGGCAUGAUGAUGUCAUCCUUUCUGGUCAUUGCCAUUGAAGAAGCUGGUGUGCAGCCUUCCUCCUCUUCAUCCGUCAUCACCUCAUCUUCACCUUCCUCGGCCUUGCGGGGGUCCGUCUGCUUAUUAGGACGAGUCGCCGAAGCGCAACUUGAGCUUCCAGGCACAAAACGGCCUGAAAUGUCAGCGGAGGUCCACUAAAGAAACCCACCCAAAAUGCGCUAUGAACCAAGAUGUAAGAAGUCCGGUCUUUCGUUUUUUAUUCAUUUUUUUUUAUUCUCGUGGAUGAUGACCUCCCGGCAGUGUAGCGGGGCUGCCGCUGCCCGGAGAGGAGGAGGAGGAGGUGGAGGAGGUGGGGGGCAGAAGAGGAAGAGACGCGUAGAAGGGUGUCGACGGUGAGCGGAGGCAGGGGUGGAGGAGAGGCACAGAAGGUGGGCGAAAAUAUCCAUGAGGCUUUUGAUGAGCUCGCAAUAAUGGCCGCUAAAUCAGACGGGGUCCUGAAGAUGAAGAAGAGCGACGUGGCCUUCACGCCCCUGCAGAACUCGGAGCACUCCGGCUCGGUGCAAGGGCUCCACCCGAGCGGCCAACACGACUCGGCGGGCGCCGGGGACGCCGACUUCGCCAACGGGGAGUCGCGAUGCUGCGGCGCCGGCGGAGGCUCCGACUCGGCGUGUCUGCGCUUGGGCAGGGAGCAGCAGCAGCAACAGCAGCAGCUCAAGUACACGCUGUGGGACUGCCUGUGGAUCGUAGCCGCAAUAGCCGUGUUUGUGGCCGACGUGGGCACCGACGUGUGGCUGUCAGUCGACUAUUACCUCCACCGAGACUACUGGUGGUUCGGCCUGACACUCUUCUUCGUCGUGCUGGGUUCCUUCUCGGUGCAGCUCUUUAGCUUCCGAUGGUUCGUUCACGACUUCAGCGCGGAGGACGCGGCGGAAGCCGCCGCCGCCGAUUGCUCGCACAUGGACGGCAAAAAGCUACUGAGCGGCUCGGCCUCACACGGCGACGUGAGCGCUCAGCUUCCUCCGACCACGCCGCAGAGGCAGGCGUCGACCGCCAGUAAAAACACUCCGACCAACAGCACCGGCAGCGCCGCCGCGGGCAGACGGACUCGGAAACGCUCGGCCUCCUACUCCGCGUGGAUGUGGUUCUCUCAGUCCCUCAUUCACAUCUUCCAGCUGGGCCAGAUAUGGAGGUACCUCCAUACCAUUUAUCUGGGCGUUCGGAGUCGCCAGAGUGCCGAGACGGACCGCUGGCGUUACCACUGGCGGAUGAUUUAUGAGUUUGCGGACGUGAGCAUGCUGCAUCUGCUCGCCACCUUUCUGGAGAGCGCGCCGCAGUUGGUGCUGCAAUUGUGCAUCAUCAUACAGACGCACAAACUUCAGGCUGUGCAAGGUAUGACGGCGGCGGCCUCCCUGGUCUCCCUGGCCUGGGCCCUGGCCUCCUACCAGAAGGCCCUGCGAGAGUCUCGGGAGGACAAGAAGCCCGUCGCCUACCUGGCUGUCAUCAUCCAGUUCUGCUGGCACUUCUUCACCAUCGCGGCCAGGGUCAUCACCUUUGCCCUCUUUGCGUCCGUGUUCCAGCUCUACUUUGGCAUCUUCAUCGUGCUGCACUGGUGCAUCAUGACCUUCUGGAUUGUCCACUGCGAGACGGACUUCUGCAUCAGCAAGUGGGAAGAAAUUGUGUUUGACAUGGUGGUGGGCAUCAUCUACAUCUUUUCCUGGUUCAAUGUAAAGGAGGGGCGGACAAGGUGUCGCCUUUUCAUCUACUACCUGGUGAUCCUGCUGGAGAAUACGGCUCUCAGCGCAUUGUGGUACAUCUACCGCUCACCUCAGCCCACCGACUCCUUCGCUGUGCCGGCGCUCUGCGUCAUCUUCAGUAGUUUCCUCACCGGGGUGGUUUUCCUGCUCAUGUACUACGCUUUUUUCCAUCCAAACGGCCCGCGUUUCGGACACUCGUCCAGCUGCCAGCGCCUCGACCUGGACGCCGGCGCUCAGUUCUCCACGCUGCCCUCCGAGGGCGGGACGAAUUCCCUGCGCUCCAACCGGGGAGCCGCCGCCUCCGCCGCCACGUUGGAGCGCGACGCCGGCAAAUACGCGGAGCGGGAUGGCUGCGCGCCGGUGUUUCAGGUCCGGCCCGCCGUGCCGUCCACGCCGUCGUCUCGCGCGGCCCGCCUCGAGGAGACGGUGGUCAAGAUCGAUCUGUGCCGAAACCGCUACCCGGCCUGGGAGCGCCACGUCCUGGACCGGAGUAUCCGCAAGGCGCUUUUGGCCAUCGACUGCUCGCCGACUCCUCCGCGGCUGCAGUAUAAAGAUGACGCCCUGGUGCAAGAGAGGUUGGAGUACGAAACCACGUUAUAGUGCUCCCGAAGCUCCGCUUGGCCAAACCGAUGGGGGGUGACCGCAUCUUGCCGCCCGUCUCGUCCCCCCCCAUCCCCCUUCUUUCUCUGCCCGCUCUGUGACCUCCCGGCGUUUGUUUGAUUUGGAUUGGAUUUUCUUGACUUGGGCUCGUCAGGGAAUGCCAUCGGAAGAGUCCAUCUCAACGCAGCGUCGAAAAGCUCAAAAGAGGCGAGUGCGGCUGUUUGAUCCCAGGUUGGCUUGGGGGUGAGGUCACCUACUCGAGUCAUCAGAUGUCGCAGGCGUAUCCUGAAAUCACACUUGAAUUUCUGAGCAACACUCGGUUCGGAAAACGAGUGACGGCACGGGAGUCUCUCCGUCGACUCGAAGACAACGGAUAACGCGCAGCGGUUCUUCCCAGUGGCCUGGCUGGCGAAGAACAAAAAGCGACACAACUAACGGAGCCCAUCUCCUCUCUCCAACUCACCGCUUGCCAUGAAAGAAAAAAAGCAAAAAACAAACCGCAUCCCCCCCCCCCCCCCCCCCCCCGGCAGCUCAAUAACAGCCCCCUUCCACUUAGCUGACACUCGUUGAUGUCGUGAAGUAGAACGGAAUGGAAACGACCGGUGCGGACAGUCCAAAGGAAAGGCCAAAUCGAAGCAAGUGGGAUUUACAAAACUACUCGGGCAUUUUCUCACUUUUUCGCGAGAGUCUUGUUCUGGAUGUGAAGUAUCGUGCUAAAGUCUUCGAUCACUCACUGUGAGAGAUGUCGUUUUGGCACAUAUGAUAUGCUGGAGUACAAGGGGGGGGGGGGGUCCAAACUUUUUCGUUUGAGGAUGAAAAGGCCAUUUUUCAAAUUUUUCAACCCGCAAAAGCAAUCGUGGAUUCUUGGUCUGAUCCAAUCCAUUUCUUCAGCUUUCUGUUAAGGGCGUUACGGCAGAUAAUCUCCCGCUUUCGGCACCCCCCCCCCAAAAAAGACCACACCGGAGUCAGGUGACCAUUUUUCAAACGGUUACUCGAGGAUCGUUCAUGUGAUGCCUUCACCCAUCGGCCAUUGAGCACAAAGUCUUGAGUCUUUUCUUCCCAACUCUGUUUCGUCUUGGAAAAAUCUGAACUUUUUGGUGGAUAUGACAAAUUGACGUUUGAAAAUGUUACGAUCUGCCUUUUAAAAGGCCAUGCAUCCAUUGUACCCGUCAAGUAUGAAUCAACCGGGAGAAGAGAAAUUGACUUUGUUUUCAACUUCAAAGUUAGAAUUUUUGAUAUCAUUGGCAGUCUUUGUUUUUGUUGCUAAAGCGAUGAGACAAAGACAGGUGAGCGUGUGAAAUGAGCACAAUGGUUCAUUUUUUUUCCAUUUCAGAAGCUCAUUUUCGUCUCUCUUUUCGGGGAAUCGGAAACCGUCCGUUUGCCGCAGCGUGUCGCCGUGACGUGUCGGCCAGACACCGGUCGCAGGCGUGUGAUUUGUCAGCGUAGCGUAGACCUCCUCUCUUGACACGGCAUCAAGGCCUGCUCAAACCAUCAUGAAGGGGAACCGCCGUCUGAGUUUGGAUGAGCGGCAACACCAAGUUGAGAUCAUUCAAAAAACACAAAUGAUGAUGGAAAUUAAUUUCUUUAUCCCGUCCCACACUUGUAUGAGCGUCUGUUCAAGUCUCCGCGUAGACAAAUGACACCGCAUAUCCUGAAUAUGGCAGGUGAUCAAUUUCGAGCUUAACUGUAAAUAAACAUAUGCAAAAUGUACAUGUUGAAUUAAAAAUAGAACAUUUUUCCUCUCGAGUUCUGACUGUGAAGAGUGUCGUUUGAGGUUGGACGCCAAUAGGAUGGCUGUGACUAUGACAAUACAAAGUACUUCAGAGAAUAUGUGUGGUGUAUGUGGUGUAUUUUCCAAAAAAAGAGACUUCUGUUUCAGAAAAAAAGGGCAGUUGCAUUGUGUCCCAAAUGCUAAAAUGUUUGUGGGGGGAAAUGAAAUGUGUUCAAUGGAUGAAGAAUACUUUUUUUUAAAUCCACAAUGACAAAGAUUUUUUUUUAAUUGUAUAUGUGGAGUUUCUUUUUUUGGGGUUUUUUGAUUUGAAUCCCAUGCAAUGCAAACUACCAAAAUUCAUUUAAUAAAGUACACUGUGGUCAUGU